CGUCAGGCGGCCGCCAUGCAGGCAGCGGCCGUUACCCGGCGCAACGGCGGCGGCGCCAUGAGGGAGGGCGGCGAGCCCGAGGGGCUGGCGCUGGAGCUGGAGCGGGAGCGGGGCAAGAAGCAGAUGCUUGAAAACUCAAUAUUUGAAUUGAGAAACACAGUAAAAGAACUGGAAAAGAGACUUAGCAGUGUUCAAGAUGAAGGUAAUGAAUGGAAAACCAGAUACGAGAUGCAAGUAGAAUUGAAUAGACAGCUGGAAAGGCAAAUUAGUAUACUAAAAGACAAAAUGGAGCUUAUUCGUGGAAACCCAACAGAUAAAUUGUCCAUUGUUCGUAUCUUUGAUCAAAUGCCUGUGGGUUCCUUGAAGGAGGUUCUUAAACAACUAGAAGAAGAGAAGAAAAUUCUCCAGAAUCAGAUAAAAGAUUAUGAACUUAGACUGGAACACGAGGCUAAGGCUUAUCACAAAGCUAAUGAUGAGCGGCGCAUGUACCUCUCAGAGAUCUUACAGACUUCAUCUACACUUAAAAUUGUUGAAAGGCAAAAAACAGAUGCUCUGACAGGCCAGGGAGAAAGCCAGAUACUGAGAGGGAGUUGCAGCAUUCCACGAAACCUGAAGAUGGUUAAUCCCCAAAAAGGACUGAUUAAAAGGACUGUAGGAGUGAAGCAGCUUCCAAAACUAAAUCACUGAUUUAAUAUACAUGCAAAGAAUUCCAAUCGCGUUUCUUCUUCUUCUUUUUCUUUUUUUUUCUUUUUACUGAAAAUUUCUAAAUUCAAAAUGAAUGUAUUUGUGCCGCAUUAUACCGAGCCCAGACCAGCACAUCUUCUUGGCAGCCUUAGUGUAAGUGUUCCUCUUUGCCUGAUGGAAUUGUUCUUCUAGUUGCCAUCCUUGUUCUGGUGAGCUCUGACCUUUUCCAUUCUGGUUCUCAUCAGUGAUUCUGGGCAUCAGGGAACUGGGAGCCUUGGAGGACAUUUCAUUUGUUUAUAUCCAAUGUAGAUCCUUGAACUCUGACUGCACAAUAACUUGAAAAUAAAUAAGCCUUUAACAUUUUUGACCUCUCAACCAAGAAGAAAAAAAAAAGGCAGUAAUUUAAUCUGAAAUGUAAUCUCUCUACCCAAAUAGUGAAUCACAGAGAAAAUUCCAUCCAAGGACAUCCCCCCUUGGUGUAGCAGCAAAGACAGCCUCUCAAGUAGCUUGGUAUUGGUACAGCUGAACACACCUUUCAUUUGGCUUUUGAAAAGACCAAAGUUUAUUAUCCAGUCUGAUUUCUUACAUGACACCGUACAGUAGAGUUCUUUUACAAUAUCAAAUUGUUUUUUGUUCCAUGAACUUUACUGCUCCAACAGAGAGAUGAAACACCUCCAAAUUUAACUUUUUAAAAAGCUGCCAUGCCAUAGAUCCCAUGUUUACCACUACCUUUCCUUUGCAUGGUUUAGAAGCAUGCCUCCAUAUCCAGAUCUUCAGGCACUAGUUAUGGGGAGAAAUGAAAGAAAAAAUGAACAUUUUUUUAUUAAGGAUUCUUUAGAGCCUAUCUUGUGGAGGGCUGUUCCUUUUAAACACUACAUACACUUUAUGUUUCCUGAUAUGCUAUGCUGCUAAAUGGGAAUUUGAAUUCUCAGAUUAAUUUUUGUAUCCACAGCCUGGGUUCCAUCAAAAUCUCUAUGUAUUCUUCAGUGGCACUGAUCCAUGUAUUUUUAGGGUCCAUAAUAUUGCCAGUCUUUAAAGCUGAUCUCUUCAAUGAACAGUAGGACUACAUUGAAUUUUCAUUGUUAAGCAUGCAAGUAUUGUUGCAGUUUCAUUACCUACAACAUUUUAGUCAUUAAACUUUGACAGAAUUUUUUUAAGUGGCAACAGAAAAAAAAAUGUUUUGAUAAUGAAGUUCCAAGCCUCUGGGUUACAUCUUAAAAGCUCUUGGCAGAGCAAAUGUGAUUGAUUGACUGCCCUUUAUUAUUUUAAGAGCAUCCCUAGCGCUUUGCAAUACCUAGUAAGGCUUUUUGCCUCUUUAAGAGCAGUACAAAUAGUUCCUUAUUACUGGCAGCAUUAAAGUGAGGCUGUAAUUAAACUCUUACAAAAAGAUCAAUGAUGUCAUCCUAAAACGCAGAAAGAGAAGACCUGCAGUAUUGUGCAGCAUAUUCAGUAUGCAAACCUCAUGUAUUCUCUUACACAGGGUGGGAUGUAUUACAGAUAUUUCUAAUGUUACUAUGAUGCACCUGGUAUCAUUCUUUCUUUAGCAGGCUGGUCGGCAUAGCACAGCUGAUUAGGGUAGCACUCUUCCGUUCCUGUUUUUUACAUGGAAAGUUUCCAAAUUCUGAUUGUGCUGGCAUUUGUCCUUGUGGAGAAGGAGAUGGAAAAAAAAUCACUAUAAUAGUUGUGUUGGCACAAAAGACAAGGGACAUCUGCAGUAGUGAAGAAUAUCCAGUGCUUGGAUUCAUGCAGCAAACAUUUAUUACUGCUCCCUCUGAAUCAAAUGUUAGUCAAUGUAUUCAACUUCAGGCCCUGUAACACCUCAAAAGGACUGAAAACUUUGUGCAAGCAUGGCAGAACAGCAUCUGUUCAAAGCAGGAGACUUGAUCACUUCCCUCAUUGGUAGUCCUUACUAAGGUAACAGUUUUGAAGCUUAAAAAGAGACUUUUACUGGUACAGUUGGUGUAGUAAUGACCUGAGGAGAGGAGCAGACUGUGUCUCUCUUAGUCCCUGUUUCAGCUUGCCAGGAUCAAGCUCAGGAUUUGAAACUCAGCAGUAUGAUAAUUAAGCCCUGAAACAUGUGUUUCACCAUUCUAAUUACAUGUCCAGCUGUAGCAUUUGCUUUGCAAAGUGGUUGUAGUUCUCUACUAAUACUGUUUAAAUUGGCAUUUCAUUCUCCUCAUGUCUUUCUGAAAAUAAGCGCAUGCUGACGACUAAGUUUGUUGAGUCGAGUUUCUUUGCAACAGCAAAAAGGUAGUUCUUGGUUUCAAAAGAAAACUAUGAAUUAUGGUUUCAAAAGAAAUACAAGAACUUUGGUGAAAACCAA
Molecule: messenger RNA, 3007 nt
Organism: Cygnus olor (mute swan)
Lineage: Eukaryota; Metazoa; Chordata; Aves; Anseriformes; Anatidae
Gene: CCDC169
Product: coiled-coil domain containing 169
Exons: 8
Coding region: 16-687 (223 amino acids)
Source: RefSeq, a predicted model, not a curated record